This is a messenger RNA of Penicillium mononematosum, 1002 nucleotides long. RefSeq lists its product as uncharacterized. The transcript is spliced from 5 exons. Lineage: Eukaryota; Fungi; Ascomycota; Eurotiomycetes; Eurotiales; Aspergillaceae. Gene Ontology annotation, biological process: spliceosomal complex assembly; regulation of mRNA processing; protein phosphorylation. Bases 1 to 1002 code for a protein of 333 amino acids. Gene Ontology annotation, molecular function: protein kinase activity; ATP binding. The record is from RefSeq and is a predicted model, not a curated record.
AUGACUUCGCUCCUCAAGUGGGCCAGGACAGUUAUAAAAAGAGAUCCCUCCUCCGUGCUUCGGUUUCCAACAAGUGGGUUCGAAGUAAUCAAGCCGUCACAAAUUCUCGAAGAAGAGCGCUAUCGAGAGUUCAAGAAAGGGCACUACUAUCCUGUCACUAUUGGUGACAUCUUAGUAUCCAAAUACCAGGUACUCGGCAAGCUGGGCUUCGGAACAACUUCCACAGUAUGGCUCGCUCGUGAUCUCGACCCGGCACAUAGGCUUAGCGAUGAUCUUCUUAAGAGCGGACUUAGGCAGAUCUUUCUUGCGCUUGAUUAUCUUCACACAGAAUGCCAGCUUGUGCAUACCGAUAUCAAGAGCGACAACAUUCUCCAGGAACUUGAAGAGAUGUCAAUACUCGACAGGUUUACUGAUACCGAGAUAGAGCAUCCUUCGGCUCGGAAAUCAGUUAAUAAUAUGCCAAUCUACGCCUCCCGACAAUUUGAGUUACCCCAAGAGCCUGGUAGGGCAGUUCUUAGCGACUUUGGUUCAGCUGUACGGGGUGACGAGAAGAGGAACCAUGAUGCCCAGCCCACCAUCUACAGAUCACCAGAAGUCAUGUUGAAAAUUGAGUGGAGCUAUCCAGUUGAUAUUUGGAAUGUUGGCGUUAUGGUAUGGGAUUUGUUUCAAGGUAAACACAUGUUUCUUGGAUUUGACCCCGAUGAAAAGGGUUAUUCCACCCGUAUGCACCUAGCUGAAGUAAUUGGAAUACUGGGGCAUCCUCCUUCGGAUUUGCUCAAGCGUGCGGGCCGAAGUGACGAAUUCUUCACUAAAUACGGGCAUUGGAAGAAUGAGGUCAAGGUACCAGGGGAGAUGUCAUUAGAAAAGUCCGAGGAGCGUCUGAAUGGAAGAAACAAAGAGAUGUUUCUAAAGUUCAUGAGGGGAAUGCUUCAAUGGCGACCAGAGGACAGAAAGACAGCCAAGCAGCUGCUUAAGGAUCCGUGGCUAGACAAUCGAGCCUAG